Molecule: messenger RNA, 2888 nt
Organism: Trichoplusia ni (cabbage looper)
Lineage: Eukaryota; Metazoa; Arthropoda; Insecta; Lepidoptera; Noctuidae
Exons: 1
Coding region: 799-1305 (168 amino acids)
Source: RefSeq, a predicted model, not a curated record
AUAUAUUAUUGUCACUUAGAUUCUUCUAACACAAGCGCCUAAACUAUUUUCCUGAGUUAUAGUUUUCGUUAUUAAGCACUAAGUUUACACUUGCUUGACGAAACCUAGAGCAGUGUGAGUAGUAGGUACCGCUCACAUACAGCGGUGAUUUCUAAGCAGGAAACCAAUUUCCUUUUAUUGUUGUUCUUGAAUGCUAUAGAGUUCAUUUCUUUCUUGCUGUUGGAAUACGAUGCUAAUUGCUAUAUACACGUGUAACACUUAUUGCACCUUCCAGGUUACUUUGUAAGAUUUAUUAUACCGACCAAACAUGGGAAAAAUAAUUACUUUCGUUUUGAAUUUUCUUGUGAAAACUGAUGCUUAGUUUCGUCUAAUUUCGUUUUGUUUGUUUACGUUGUACAAAUCACGUGUUUCUGUACCGCAUGUGUUGUGCUCGAGAUUCCCAAAAAGUUCGUACACAAUGCGGACUACGUCAGUGCGUCACGCUGCUAUCUCCGCGCAUGCACGCGUCAUCCUCGACUACUGCGAGUUUGACUCUUAUCCACUCGUAAUAACGACUGAACUACAGUCGAGAGCUCAGAAUCAAAGAAUAUCCUUUGAACUUGUCACAUGGUAAGGUCAGUGGUGGAUAAUGUUGCUACGAUAAGGAAAUUUCUACUUUAUAGAAGAGUGUCAAAGUUGUUUCUCGGUUGUGGUGUAUAAGGGUUGUGUGGCGGCGGGCGGGCGGGGUAUCGAGCGCGGCACUAGUGUGUGAGCGCGCGGCGAUGGUGGACGCGGCGCUCGCGGGAAGAUGCCGGCGCGAUGUGCUGGCGACAGGUGUCCCGCUCCCAGCGCAGCCUGCUCGUGCUGCUGGGCUACCUGGCGCUGUACCUGCUGGUGUCGUACGCGCUGACGCCCGACGCCACCGUGAGCUUCGUGCGCGACGAGCUGCGCCUGGGCGACAAGUACGUGCUCAUGUUCCUGCUGGCGCCCGACACGCCGCCCUACUCGGAUGCUGAGGGCGCGCAGGUGUUUGCGGCGCGCCGCUGCGGGGCCUGCUUCCUCACCAACAACCGCGGCUUCCUGCCGCUCAGCGAGUACGACGCGGUGCUGGUGCUGGGCGAGCGCGCGCUGCUGUCGCACUCGGCCGCCGUCAUGGACCCGGGGAAGAGGUACCUGAUGGAGGCGCGCCGCCGCUGUGUGGCAAACAAGAUGCGGGAGUGCGCGCGCGAGCCCGUGCUCACCUCGUUCAGCAGCCGACAGACGUUCGACCUGUGCGGGCUGUGCGCCGAGCUGCUGCGGCGGCGGCAGCAGACGCGCGCGCUCUGAGCGUGAGGCCUUGCUAGGUUAGGAAGCGUCAGCUGACGCCGGCCAGGCGCUGCGUCACCCUAUUAUGGUGCUUAUCCUACAGGAAUAAGGUCGCAGGUUUCAUUGUUGUCUAAUGAAUUAAGGACUCAUUUAAGUGUAUUCUGGGUAUAAAACUGUUUUAGUUCAUUAUUUUAUGAUACGAUGUAAAAGCUUUGUGACUGUAUUUAGUUAUUGUUGCGUGAGCUUUUAAUGAAUUGACGUGUGUUUAGGUUACACAACUUAGUGUAUAUACACUUGUGGAAACAUAAACAGAAGCACAACAGGUAUCUAUCAGGUGAAUGGGUUCGACACGAGGCGGUGGACAUGGGUCGUGUUUGUUGUCUGGUCACGUGUCGACGUGUAAACAAUACACCGAGCGGGUUUCAGAAGCCGGACGGUCACGAGCACUGUAAACACGUAACAUUGGUGCUCAAUACUUCAAUAACAGACGGACUAACAUUAUAAUGCUAGUUCCAAGUGUUCUUAUUAGUUGCGGAAACAUUUUUAUGCGGUCCUCAUUAAUUAUAAUUGGUCACGAACUCUUUGCAAUAUAGGGGCAGUAUCUUUGACUAUCCGAAGAGACUACAACACAUGGAUUAGUACCUUGAAAUGUUAUUAACCCUUAAUAUUUUUAAAUGAAACGUUAAGAGGAUGAACCAGUUAUUGAGUUUAGCUAAUAACAUAGGUCAUUAACUCCUAGAUUCUGACGAGAUCUGAAUUUGUAAAAACAGUUUACUUCGUAACUAUUUUGGUAGGAAUGUAGAGUACUGUAAAUGCCAAUCGAUAGCGGCGCUGCGCGUGCGCAACUCAACAUGUUCACAGUAUGUUGUAGCACCAUAUGUUGUUCAGGCGCCAUACGUACAGAAAUAUACAUAAUACAUACUCCAGAUAAAAAAUAUUUAUGAUAUUUUAAACUCAUUUAUUUGCGUUUUAAGAAAUUACGUAUUUAUUAACUGUGACUAAGUAUUUAUACAAGCUAAUACAAAAAAAAACUGCUUCCAUAUUUUCUUUUUGUUUUGGAAUCAAUGUACGCGAAAAGAAACUGCUAACGAAUUUGCAAGCACAGAUCAUCUGUAGGUCAUAUCGAUGUCAAUCGGAAACCGGGAAGUGGAUCAAAUUCAACUUGCAGUCAGUGUUUGAUAACAUACCGACAGACGGACAACAGGACCGGUGGAACUAAAUAGAAGGUUGGAUCAAGUUUUAGUGAAUUGAACAAGUGCCAUAAUUCUUAUGUGUUUUUAUUUGUUUUACUUCUAAAAUUGUGCAUCCAAGUCACAGAAGGUGACGUACAACAAGUAAACAAGUCUUAAGGCUAAAGAGGAAUACAUCAUAGAGCAAAAAAAUCUUUGCUUUCUCUACUUUUUACUGAUUAAUAACAUUUGACGUUCAACAAGUUAGAUGAUGUGAGUGAUAUAUUUUUUACCUAGUAAAACCUCUUCCUAGAGACUGGGGUCGGAUUUCAGUCUAACCGGAUGCAGCUAAGUACCAGCCUUUAAAACAUGGCUACCAAAAGCAAGAUUACGUCUUUUUCUAAGUUUUAGUUUUUUACUUCUCAAUAAACAUCG